AUGAAGCAGCAAGAAAGGUGGCAACGACUUGUCUGGUUCUCGAGGCGCGGGGACGACGUGGAGCCUACCGAGCUGCUCCAAAAGAUUCGCAGCGUGAACAUCCUCAUCGGCGAUACCGCGCAGCUAGACAACGGGGAGUACAAGGACAACAUCUCUGACUGGAAGGGGGUGACUGACAGAUGCAUCUUGAAGAAGCGCAAUCGGGAGCCGGUAACGCAGUUUGUGUUUGGCCACAACGAACAGGAUGACAAGAUCUACCGAAUGCUCAACUCGCUGGAGCGCAACACUUCCAUUCGUGAUGACAGAAACCCCAACCAAAUUCUGCCGCCGAAGGCUACUGCCACCUGA
This is a messenger RNA of Saxophila tyrrhenica, 348 nucleotides long. RefSeq lists its product as uncharacterized. The transcript has a single exon. The coding region runs from base 1 to 348 and encodes 115 amino acids. Lineage: Eukaryota; Fungi; Ascomycota; Dothideomycetes; Mycosphaerellales; Extremaceae. The record is from RefSeq and is a predicted model, not a curated record.